AGCCCUCAAUCAACAUGGCGGAAGGAAGCACGGGAAACUAAAGGGCGCUGCCAGUAGUCAAGAUGGCGGAAGCGGCUUCGGGACAUCCGGUUGGGACCGGAAGCGGGUCGGGAAGCGGGAAGGGGUUCUGAGGGGAGAAGGGGGGGUCGGCCAUGUCGGAUACCUGGAGCUCCAUCCAGGCCCACAAGAAGCAGUUGGAUUCGCUGCGGGAGCGGCUGCAGCGGCGGAGGAAACAGGACCCGCUCGGUGAGGGGAAUUUUGGGGUGAAAUCGAGAGGUUUUGGGGCGGGUGGGGAUGGGGGUGAAAUUGGGGGUUCUGUUGGAAGCUCCGUCCCCACCCCGUGGGGGGGGUCGGGGGGGGCUCUACCAACCCCUCUACGGAUGGGGGGGGUCCCCGAAUUGGCCCCCGACCCGGCCUUGGAGCGUCGGUUGCUGCUUCACCUCGCCGAUGUUGCCCUCACUUUGCCCACCGACGCCGGAGCAAUCCGGGGGGCCAUCGAUACGCCCGAGACGCCGGCGACGCAGCGCAUGGUGGAAAGCCUCCUCCAGAAGUUCGCUGCUCAGGAGCUGAUCGAGGUGCGCCGGGGGCUGCUGGCAGAAGGUCCCACCAUCGUCACCUACGCCGACCACUCCAAGUUGGCGGCCAUGACAGGUGCUGAACGCGGAGGGGACGGCGACGCCGACGUCACCGGGAGGAAACGUCGAGCAGAGCAGGACAAUCCCGGCGGGGUCGGGGUGGCGGGGACGGAAACGGGGAAAGAAAUGGUGAAAAAAUCCCGUAAGCAGGCGUCCGACGUGGACCUGGAGAUUGAGAGUUUGCUCAGCCAGCAGUCCACCAAGGAGCAGCAGAGCAAAAAAGUGAGCCAGGAGAUCCUGGAGCUGCUGAACACCACGACGGCCAAGGAGCAGUCCAUCGUGGAGAAGUUCCGCUCGCGGGGGCCGGGCAGGGUGCAGGAAUUCUGCGACCACGGCACCAAGGAGGAAUGCGUCAAAGCCACCGGCGCCGACCGCCCCUGCAGGAAGCUGCACUUCCGGUAGGGGACGUUACCCAAAAAUCCACGUCUUUUCACCCAAAACGUUACCACUCAAAAACGAAAACAAAACAA
Messenger RNA from Meleagris gallopavo (turkey), 1105 nucleotides. The record is from RefSeq and is a predicted model, not a curated record. NCBI's taxonomy places the organism in Eukaryota, Metazoa, Chordata, Aves, Galliformes, Phasianidae.